UGUAAAGAAAAAUCAAAGAUGAACACGGACUCCAUCAUGCAGUCGUAGUUUAUUGCUUUAACGACCAUAGAGUUAAUCACGAUCAUCGAUCCUGCUUCUAUUACACACACUCUCUCUCUUUUUAGAACGAUGUUCAAUCAUAGCUUUGGGAUCAGACCCACAUUAGUUCCUUUUACAUGAUAAUAGUGGGGUUUAAGGGGCUUUUUUUAGUAACAUUUGUGAAGUUUGUUGGGAUUUUCCUUCUAUGAUUGCGCGUUGUUUGAUAAAACCAAGUUUUGCAUGAUUUGACCAGCUGAUUGACAGAACCCCUUUGGCAUGAACCCCUUAUGUUUGCUUUUCCUUGUCCUGUAAAGCUGUUUUGGAACUUGUGUGGUUCAAUCCCUUAUUACUUUUGGAUUUGCAGGAGUGUGUGAAAGUGAAGAUAAAGAUGGAGGCUCAUCUUGCUUCGGUUCAGAAAAAUAUGAAAUCUGAAGGAGAGAUUGUGGAAGCUGCAAUUGUACCUCUGUUGAAACUUAUAGCCCUUACUCUCUUUGGUUUAAUCCUUGCUCACCCAAAAAUUCAACUUGUCCCUAAAGCUACUUUCAAGCUCCUUAGCAAGCUUGUUUUUGCUUUGUUCUUGCCUUGCUUAAUAUUCACUCAGCUUGGUCCAUCCAUUACUCUCAAGGACAUUGUUCAGUGGUGGUUCAUUCCUGUAAAUGUGAUCAUUAGCACUGCCAUUGGUUGCAUAUUGGGAUGCUUGGUGGCGAUUAUAUGCCGGCCACCAAGGGAGUUUGUUCGGUUUACAAUCAUCAUGACUGCAUUUGGCAACACUGGCAAUAUUCCACUUGCAAUAGUUUCGUCGGUGUGUCACAGUUCUGAUGCUCCUUUUGGUCCCGAUUGUUACGGAAAUGGUAUUGCUUAUGUAUCCUUUUCUCAAUGGGUUUCUGUUAUUCUUGUUUACACUCUUGUUUACCACAUGAUGGAGCCCCCAUUGGAGCAGUAUGAGAUUGUUGAUGAAGAGAUUCAGGAAAUGCCUGUUGAUCUCAGUAAUCCACUCCUUGUAGAAGCUGAGUGGCCAGGAAUAGAAGAAAAAGGAACAGAAAAUAGCAAGACACCUGUCAUUGCUAGGCUCUUCAAUAGCAUCUCUAACAUUUCACAAAGAAAUAUUCCUGAUACUGGAACAAUAGAAGAGGGAGGAGAGGAGGGUUGUGAACGUAAUCCCGAGUCCAUUAGGUGCUUGGCAGAGCCUAGGGUGGUUAGAAAGAUUAGAGUGGUUGCUGAACAAACACCAAUUCAUCAAAUUCUCCAGCCUCCAACCAUUGCUUCUUUCUUAGCUAUUGUCAUUGGUGUGAUUCCUGCUCUCAAACAUAUUGUUUACGGUGCUGAUGCUCCGCUUCAGGUUAUCACAGACAGUUUAGAGAUGAUGGCUCAGGCCGCAGUCCCCUCAGUCAUGCUUGUUCUUGGGGGAAUGCUUGGUGAGGGUCCAAAUGAAUCGAAACUCGGGAUUCGGACCACGAUUGGCAUUAUUGUUGCAAGGCUUUUGGUGCUUCCAGUGAUUGGAAUUGGGGUCAUCUAUUUGGCUGAUAAAUGGAAUCUUUUAAUCCCCGGGAACCAUUUGUACCAGUUUGUUCUCUUGCUGCAAUACACAACACCUAGUGCCAUUUUGUUGGGAGCUAUUGCAAGCUUGAGAGGUUACGCAGUUAAAGAGGCUUCAGCACUCCUCUUCUGGCAGCAUGCGUGCGCCGUCGUCUCUCUUUCAAUAUAUAUGAUUGUCUACUUCAAGCUGCUGCUUUCAUACAUCUAAGAGUUAUCAAGGGCCUUUUGCUUUGUUUACCAGCACACAUUGCCUUGCACAAGGCAAAAUGCAUCAGGCAGUUGAGCAUCAAACUAACUUAUAUAACAUGGUGGCCUUCAAGGUAAUCAAAUCCCAUGUAAGAGUGAUCGAAGUUUUAACAAUGAAUAGGAGUAAAUGCCACUCCUUGAGUCAAUUUAAUGAAAAUUAAUAAAGAAUCAAGACUUGUAAGUUGGCUUUUCACUGAUAAUAAACAAUAAAUAUUUGAUGCUUCACUUGAGGGUAAUCAAAUCCCAUAUGAGAGAUUGAAGUUUCAUAUU
This is a messenger RNA of Populus euphratica (Euphrates poplar), 2091 nucleotides long. RefSeq lists its product as uncharacterized. The record is from RefSeq and is a predicted model, not a curated record. Lineage: Eukaryota; Viridiplantae; Streptophyta; Magnoliopsida; Malpighiales; Salicaceae. Gene Ontology annotation, cellular component: membrane. Gene Ontology annotation, biological process: endoplasmic reticulum to cytosol auxin transport. Bases 428 to 1783 code for a protein of 451 amino acids. The transcript has 3 exons.